AUGGUGGAGUCCUUUGAGACAUGUUGCGUCCAGGCAAGGACUAGUCUAGUUGCAUUCAUGUUGCAUCUCUUGGACUGUUUCAUGAGCAAGGCCAGCAAAAUGGUCAACAACCCCACUGACAAUGGCUGCGAAGUAUGUGUGAGCGUGCCUGUGUGUCCGACUGGGCCAGGUGGAGAACAGCCGAGUUGCAGCGCGGAGACAGAUCUUCCGCUUCCAGAGCUCCUUGCUGAGUGUGGCCGAGUUCGUCGGGGGCCACAGCACCACGUCGGUGCCACCGGUCAGUGCCUUGGCGUGUCUCUACGACCCGCCCUUUGCGUCCUCCGCCUGGGAGCUGAUCAAAGUGGACCUGAGCCCCGUCACUGGUCGCAGGACGACGAGUCUCUCGCUGUGAGGGUGAACUUGCAAGAUGGCCUCCUCGAGCUGGUGCAGGCCUUAGCCAAGGACUUCGGGGAAGAGUUCGCCAUCGGCGCGCAGACCGAGACUGAGACGACCGAGCAGUUGCGGCCGCUCAGCGAGGAGUUCAAGUGCAUCUCUUUGGGCGAGCUCUACUUGCCACCUACGCCUAUUUGUGCUGAUUUGCGGCUUUCUGCGCCAGGAGCCCCAGUCGAUCUGGCACAACACAGCGACAGACCGAGAGCAAAAUAG
Molecule: messenger RNA, 645 nt
Organism: Durusdinium trenchii
Lineage: Eukaryota; Dinophyceae; Suessiales; Symbiodiniaceae
Source: the annotation of a GenBank genome assembly